This is a messenger RNA of Heterocephalus glaber (naked mole-rat), 1832 nucleotides long. It is a transcript of the gene Uqcc4, whose product is annotated as ubiquinol-cytochrome c reductase complex assembly factor 4. The record is from RefSeq and is a predicted model, not a curated record. NCBI's taxonomy places the organism in Eukaryota, Metazoa, Chordata, Mammalia, Rodentia, Bathyergidae.
ACGUUCUGUAGUCGUGAGCCGAGCUCUAGUAUGGCGUCCGACUUCCGGUUCCGUGGGACGGAAGUGACGUGUUACGGCACGUCGAGCUAAGAGCAGAGGGCGAGAUGAGUCGUGUGUUGUGUGUUUCGGUUGCCGGGUCUUCCCGGGCGCUGAGGCUUGUGGGCUGGGCUUUGCGAAAUUUACAUCUACCUCCCAGUGACCCGGCUCGGGGCCAGCCUCCCGCCGAGCAGGAAGAAGACCCCAGCCGUCCCAUUCAGUUUUCCUCAAGCAAAGCCAACCCGUCUCGCUGGACGGUGAAGGACUCCUUUGGAAAGGGGCAGCAGCGGCCUUGGUGGAAAGUGCUGCCCCUCAGCUUCUCCAUUAUGGCUCUGAUCGUCUGGUGCUAUCUCAGAGAGGAGAGCGAAGCGGACCGGUGGUUGAGACAAGUGUUGGAAGAAGAACCGGAGCCCAGUGAUCGUCCUGAGGCGCCUGAAACUCCGGCUGUCUACGGGGCGAGAACUUAAUAGGGUGCGUGCUGGGGCUAGCAAGAAGGAAACAACCAGCCGCCCUUUGAAAUUAUUUGAUGUUGCUUUUGACGGUUUCUGUCCUGGCUCUGCGUGUGUCUUCGGCCCAAAAGGACUCAGUUCGUGCCCUUAGCGCUGACAAGCGUGAAGGCAGAGCAGAAUGUCAGCAAUUUGUAAUCUGCCCCUUGUCUGACACCAGUGUCCAAAAGACUUUUCAGAGCCACAUAAGUGACUUUGGUUGCACUGGAUGUUACUGAAUUUCUGAUGUCUUUGUACAGCCUAAUCAUGUUUCCAACGCAGUUCUGGUGACACUUGUAAUCCAGUGUUAAUUUGCAGAUCAUUUGCUUUCCAAGACAAUAACUGGUAGAAGUGUUAAACUUUAUAAUUACCACGUUCGGGAUAAAUAACAGUUGAUGUUUUCGAGAUGGAAUAACUGGCAGAAGUGUUAAACUUUAUAAUGUACUGUGUUGAGUAUAAAUAACAAUUGAUGUUAGUGUUGCACACUAACUGAAAAUAUAUUUUGAUAAGGUUGAACUAGGGUGAUUAUUUUCUUUUUCCAUUUUGUUAAAAAACUUUAAAAAAGUGGUGCCGCCACUUGUCUUGAAAGGGCAAGGUCCCAAGUUCAAUCCGUGGUACCAAAAAAAAGUAUUGUAGUAGGCUAGCAGCCUCAACUCUGUUUUCCUCCCUCUCCCUCCUCCCAAAUGAGAAUUUAGGAAACCUAAAUGUAAAUUGUGGUACACAAUCAAAUGGUACCAGAAAGAAGGAACUUACUCAGCUUUCUGCAAAGCCUUAGCAAGGCAACAAUUUGCUAAGUAAAAUAUACUGAUAGGUAUUUUUCAGGGCACUAGUUUGGAGCCAGGUGUGAGGUGUGAUGAUGCACACCUGUAAUCCCAGCUACUCUGGAAGAAGGCAAGAGGGAUGGCAAGUUUGAGGCUACCAGCCUAUGCAACUUCAGAGACUGUCUUUAAAAAAACCCAGAGUGGUUGCAGUUCCUGGGUUGAAUCUCCAGCACCCCUCUCCUAAAGGCACUAUUUGGGGUUAGCCUAAGUAAUGUCUUUUCUCAAGCAUUAAUGAAAAAACCUUGCAUCUAAUUCUGAAUUAAAUGUAAAAUGUAUGAAAGGAAACCUUUAUUAAGGUUCUAGGGGAAGUUCUUUUUUUUAAUGUGUUUGUGGUGCUGAAGGUAAUGAAUUUCUCUGAUGGAGAUAUUUGAAGAAAAGGAUUUUGUCUACUCACUAUCCUUUCACAAGAGACUCCACACAAAGUGCUCUAAUGGAUUGGCACCUUUGUAAGUUAUGAGAUAACUAGGUUGAAUACAAACAUCAGUGAGUA